UUCAGUUCAAGCUAUUUCUAGCUUAAGAUUUGAAAACCAAACACAUUUUCUUAUCACUGAGCGCCGGCAUGCCGCUGCACGUGACGGACUACGCGUGGACGCAGACAGAGUCCACGGUCUACAUCAACGUCCCGUUAAAAGGAGCGAAAGCCGGGAACGUUGACAUCAUGUUAACAGACGACUACCUGAAGGUGCAUUUCCCACCGUAUUUAUUUGAGGCUUUCUUGUUUGAACCCGUCGAUGAGGACAAAAGCUCAGCAAAGGUUGGAAAUGGGGUUGCCAUCUUCAGUUUGCCAAAGAGAACCAACAAACUGUGGGACCAUCUUACGAUAGCCACCAAUGAUAAAGAAACAAAGAGGGAGAUCAGAGAGCGAGCUCUGGAGAAACACCAGCAGAAGCUUUCUUCAGAGUCCAGACAUAAAGCAGAGAAACAGCAAGCUGAGAAAAAAUAUGCCCUGGAGACCAUGAUGAAGCUUGAAAAGAAGGAAAGAGACAGAAUCCAGCAGAUGAAGGAUGCAGAGCGAGAGAAAACCACCGCCGAGCUGGCAGCGUGGCAGCUGAGACAACGACAGGACGUCCAGCCAGACCUUCAUCAGAGAGACGGUCUGAACCAGCAGACAGGAAGCUCUGUGAGGCGGGAGACUGGGCCGGCUGCUGCUAGGAAGGUUCAGAGCGACGCCAAGAGCAAGAAAAAACAAGCCGAACUUCCUCCUCCGAGAGUCAGAGGAAACAUCCAGAUCACAUUCACCCCAAGAGUUUUCCCAACAGCCCUCAGGGAGUCGCACGUAGCCGAGGAAGAGGAGUGGCUCCAGAAACAAGCUGAAGCCAGACGAGCGGUGAGUGCAGAUGUGGAGGAGGCGAGAGACCUGACGGAGGAGGAGAGGAACCCUGACUGGUUGAAGGAGAAAGGCGACAAAUGCUUUGGGAAGGGAGACUACCUGGGAGCGGUGAACGCCUACAGCCUGGCCAUCCGGAUCAACUCAAAGAUUCCCGCUCUGUAUUCAAACAGGGCCGCAUGUCACCUCCAGUUAAGAAAUCUUCACAAGGCCAUCGAGGACGCCUCUCGGGCACUGGAGCUGUUGACUCCAGCGGUUGCCGCCAACGCUGCAGCCAGAGCCCGAGCCAGUGUACGCCGAGGAUCUGCUUUCUGCCAGCUGCAGCUCUAUGCUGAAGGGCUGCAGGACUACGAAGCUGCUCUGAAGAUCCACCCUCACCAUGAAGCGCUGCAGGCAGACGCACAGAGAAUCAGAGAGAUCAUCCAAGGCUCUGCAGCUGCUCCUGACUCUCAUAGAAACACCUGAAAGACGGUAACAGGUGCAUUCAGCCACUGCAGUUCUGUAUGUGUUGUAGGUCUUUAAGAAUCCACGAUUUCAGCUUUAUUAAACAGGUUUGAAAUGUUUUCUCAUUCCAUCAACUUUACAAAACAAGUCUGUAAUUUGCUCAGAUUAUUGGGAACUAAUCAAUAGACUAGUCGAUCGUCUAAAAUCUUCAUUGAAAAUGAACUAACAAAUCCAAUAAAUG
Melanotaenia boesemani (Boeseman's rainbowfish) is the source of this 1521-nucleotide messenger RNA. It is a transcript of the gene dnaaf4, whose product is annotated as dynein axonemal assembly factor 4. The record is from RefSeq and is a predicted model, not a curated record. Gene Ontology annotation, biological process: cilium movement; inner dynein arm assembly; heart development. The transcript is spliced from 9 exons. Bases 69 to 1301 code for a protein of 410 amino acids. Lineage: Eukaryota; Metazoa; Chordata; Actinopteri; Atheriniformes; Melanotaeniidae. Gene Ontology annotation, molecular function: nuclear estrogen receptor binding.